Messenger RNA from Phaeoacremonium minimum UCRPA7, 477 nucleotides. RefSeq names its product putative fmp21-like protein. NCBI's taxonomy places the organism in Eukaryota, Fungi, Ascomycota, Sordariomycetes, Togniniales, Togniniaceae. Gene Ontology annotation, cellular component: mitochondrion. The transcript has a single exon. The record is from RefSeq and is a predicted model, not a curated record. Bases 1 to 477 code for a protein of 158 amino acids. Gene Ontology annotation, biological process: mitochondrial respiratory chain complex II assembly.
AUGGCAUCACCAAGGAUAGCAAUGGCCUCGCGCCGUCUCCUCACACUACACUCUCGCCUCUCCUUAGUCCGCCUCCCAGCCAUCCGGCACUACUCAUCCGGCUUCCAGCCCGGUCCUUCCCCGCCGCGGCUCCCGCCUGAGCAACAAGCCGAGUUCGAGCGCCUGCAGCGCGCCGUCGCCGAGCGCUUUGUCGAGACGCCCGCCGUCGAGACGCCCGCCUCGUCACCCUCGCCAGCCAGCACGUCGCGGCACGUGUCAUCUCCCACGAGCGACGCCGGCAGCGCAACCGCAACAGCAGCGGCGACGCAGAACAAGGACGAGGAGGAGCUCUCGGCGGGCGUGUGGCGCGGCGCCAAGCCCGAGUUUGAGGGCGACGUCAAUCCCAAGACGGGCGAGGUGGGCGGUCCGAAGAAUGAACCGCUGCGAUGGGGCAGUGCGGGCGACUGGAGCUACAACGGGCGAGUGACGGACUUUUGA